Molecule: messenger RNA, 1434 nt
Organism: Macadamia integrifolia
Lineage: Eukaryota; Viridiplantae; Streptophyta; Magnoliopsida; Proteales; Proteaceae
Exons: 2
Coding region: 348-929 (193 amino acids)
Source: RefSeq, a predicted model, not a curated record
GAUCUUAUAAAGUCUCAAAACUCAUUCUGAAGGCCAGAGCAUCUAGGAACGAAUCUAUGUAUUACUACUUCUCUAGUUCUCCUCUUCUAUUCAUAAACUGUGAACCUUUUUUAUUGUUCUUUUUUAUCAAGUGCACACUCUUCCCUUGUGGGAUUGUUUUGAGAGAGAAUCGAUUUGAAGCUCACCUGACCACCUGAUACAGAGUUAAGAAGCAGCUCACGAGAUCCAUUGGAAGGUGACACUGUAUGGGGAAGUACACCAGAGAGAAGAAAUGGCUGUUAAUCGAAGGGCAACUCAGUGACCAUAUAUAGUAUUCAUCAUCUCUCUGCUAGUUUUAAGCUACAACAAUGGAUAUUGUCAUUGGACCCACCACAGAAGUGGUCAAGUAUUUGGUUUCUCCCUUCAUGCAGCACGCCAACUAUCUUGUUCAUAAUAAGAGAAAUGCUAAUGACCUUAGAAACCAAAUAGCAAAACUUGGAGAUCUGAAAACAGAUGUGCAACGUUCUGUCGAUGCGGCUCACAGGAGAGGAGAAGUGAUAAAAGUGGUGGUGGAAAGUUGGUUAACAAGAGUGAAUCAAAUAGAGUCUGAGGAGAUAACAUUACAUAAUGCAUUGGAAGAGAUCAAGGGAUGCCUCCAAGGGGGUUGCUCUGGGCCUUAUGAAGUAGGGAAAGAUGCAAAAUGCAUGAUUGACAAUGUCAAUCAGCUACUAAAUGAAGGUCAACAAUUUUCUGUUUUUCCAGAUCCUUCUCCGUUUCAUCCAGGCCCAGAAUCCAUGCAGACACUAGACUUUCAAGUUUAUGAGUCCACCAAAUUAGCUAUGCACAAAAUCAUGGGGCCUUUGAAGGAUGAGAAUAUCAACAUGAUUGGUGUAUAUGGGAUAGUAGAGAUGCAUGGAUUCUCUUCAAAUGGGCUGCUGGAGAUUGUAUAGAGGACGACGAUACGCUAGGUCCGUUGGUAAAUCAAUUUGUAUUAGAAUGUGGGGGAUUACCAAUGGCAAUCGUUGUAAUUGGAAGUGCACUACGAGAUAAUGACCAUUUGGAAUGGGAAGAUGCAAUCAGCGAGGUCGCCGCUUGCAGCAGCCAGCGAUUGACGGCCAAUCGAAGGAAGAUGAAUCAUUGGGGGUGAGAAACAUAGGAGCUGCACCAACAUUGUGGGUGAUGAUCGAAGAUCACUACCUCAACUGAAAUAGAAGUAUAGGACUGAGAAGGGUUUUCUUUCAAACCUUCUGAAUCGUCGCCGCCGUCAGCGAUCUGCUCAUUAAUUGCAGUGUAUUCAUUGGUUGUCUAGCCAUCUCCAAUAGCAGCUUCUGAGUGUAAUUGCUGGGUAUUGUUGUUUUUCAUCACGGGUGGUCUAAGAAUAUGUCAACAAAUGGAUAGGUGGUGCAUGAUUCGUUACCAAAUUUUAGAGAAACCAAACCAGGAACUUUGUCUUCC